GGAGCCCUCACAGGCAGGGCCCAGGGCCCGCCGGGCUCAGCAGCGCGCGGUCUACCCCUGACCCCCCCCCGAGGGCCGCGGGGCAUCUUCACCCUCACCAGCUUCCCGGGGGGGGGUGAAUGGCUGCCGGUGUCUCCCCAUGUGACUCAUCGGAAGCAGGCACCUCCCCCGCGAAAUCCAGGGAAUAUCUUGAAAAUAUAACAGCAGUUGGUCCCAGGACAGUUGGAAGUCCAGAAAAUGAAAUUCUCACAGUUAACUACCUCUUAGAACAAAUUAAGGCAAUUGAAAGCAAAAGCAGUGAUGCACACAAGAUUUCUGUAGAUAUACAGAGGCCAACAGGCUCCUUCAGCAUUGACUUCUUAGGUGGCUUUACCAGUUACUAUGCAAACAUAACUAAUGUUGUGGUUAAGUUGGAGCCCAGAAGUGGAGCUAAGCAUGCCGUGCUAUCCAAUUGUCACUUUGACUCUGUACCAAAUACCCCAGGUGCCAGUGAUGAUGCUGUUAGUUGCUCAGUGAUGCUUGAAAUACUGAACACUCUCUCAAAGUCAUCUGAUCCCUUGCAACAUGCUGUCAUAUUCCUUUUCAAUGGCGCAGAAGAAAAUAUCUUGCAGGCUAGUCAUGGCUUCAUUACACAACACCGCUGGGCCAAGUCGAUUAGAGCAUUUAUUAACCUGGAAGCAGCAGGUGUAGGAGGGAAAGAGCUUGUGUUUCAAACAGGGCCUGAAAAUCCUUGGUUGGUACAAGCAUAUGUCUUUGCAGCCAAGCAUCCCUUUGCCUCUGUGGUGGCACAGGAAGUGUUUCAGAGUGGAAUUAUCCCUGCAGAUACAGACUUCCGUAUCUACAGGGACUUCGGGAAUAUUCCAGGAAUAGACUUGGCUUUCAUUGAAAAUGGCUACAUUUACCAUACAAAAUAUGACACACCAGACAGAAUUCUAACGGAUUCAAUUCAGAGAGCAGGUGACAAUAUUUUAGGAAUGCUAAAAUACUUAGCAACAUCAGAUAAAUUGGCCAAAUCUUUUGACUAUCGGCAUGGAAAUGUGGUCUUCUUUGAUGUGUUUGGUCUGUUUGUCCUGGCCUACCCUGCUCGUGUUGGCACCAUCAUGAACUAUAUAAUAACUGCAGUCACUGUCCUUUAUCUAGGAAAAAAAAUAUUACAGCCCAGAAACAGGGCUAUUAACUACAUGAAGGAGCUCUCCGUUGCAUUUAGCUUCACACUGUUGAGUUGGUUCUCCACAUUAGUGACUGUCCUUAUUGUGGCAGUGUUCAUCUCUCUCAUCGGACGAUCUCUUUCUUGGUAUAACCACUUCUAUGUCUCCAUCUUCUUGUAUGGAACUGCAGCUGCGGCUAAACUAAUCCUCGUGCACACGUUAGCCAAAAAGUUCUAUUAUAAGAAUAGAAAUGAGCAGUUCCUGGGGGAGAUGUUCUUUGAUGUCUCACUUCUUGUUUGGUCUAUUGCAUUGGUUCUAAUCACUCAACUAGGCCUUUGCUCAGCAUUCAUCUGUGCAAUGUGGGUAGCGUUUCCUUUACUCACAAAGCUAUUGACCUAUAGAGAAUUCAAACAAAAAGGUGCCACAAUAAGAUUUGUCAUAAUUUACAUGCUGGGAAUGUUUAUUCCAUACCUCUAUAUAAUGUACCUCACAUGGACAAUAUUUGAACUGUUCAUUCCCAUCAUGGGUCGAAGUGGUACAGAAAUUCCACCUGAUAUAGUGCUGGCAGCCUUUAUCCUUAGCAGCACUGUAAUUCUAUCUUCCUAUUUUCUUAACUUCAUCUAUCUUGCCAAAAGUACAAAGAAGACACUGAUAACUUUAACUACAGUGUUUGGAGUUACACUAAUUCUUGUUUGCAGUGGAGUAUUCUUCCCAUACAGUUCUGAUUCUGCUAAUCCAAAGCCUAAGCGAGUCUUUCUCCAGCACGUGAGCAGAAGAUUUUAUGGCCUACAUGGAAACUUGGUAAAAAGUGACUCUGGAAUAUGGAUUAAUGGGUUGGACUAUGCUGGAAUAUCUCACAUCACUCCUCAUAUACCUGAACUCAAUGACACUAUCAAAACUAAUUGUGAGGACAAGGCCCCUCUCUGUGGCUUUCCUUGGAUUCUUCCUGUGCACUUUCUUCUCAGAAAGAACUGGUAUCUUCCUGCUGCAGAAAUUUCUCCCACAAACCCUGUUCACUUUAAACUUCUGGCCAAAGAGCAAAUGCCCUGGGAUUCUACAAAGUUAACCUUUGAAGUAUCAGGUCCCAGUCACAUGUCGCUGUACAUUCGACCUCAUGAAGGGUCAACACUGUCCAGCUGGUCUCUUGGAGAUGGAACUCCUGUUGCUAAUAUAGGAGGGGAUUAUUUUGUGUUUUACGCUCAUGGACUGCAGGCUGUGGCAUGGCGCUUCUGGAUCGAGUUGAAGCUCUUCUCUUCCAAUUUAUUACCAUCAUUCCUGAAUUGUGGACAUGGCUGCACCAGUGCUAAUGAGGUAAUACAAGGUUCCUACUCCUGCCUGUAGAUCCACGGAUUGCAUAAGAUUUUUUUGGCUACGGCAGUGUUCAUGUUCAUCUGAUUAUCCACAAAACUCUUGAGUCACUGCAUCCCAGGAUCAAGUCCCCCAUUGUGUAAGUAUAAGCUUACAUUUGCCCUGUAAGCUAGGUCCAAACACUUGAGAUAAUUAGUAAAUCGUGACAAUGGGUCAGAGAUACCAAAGCCCCAAACUGUCAGUAAUUGUUUUCUUCUAGUUCAUUGAUCAAUAUCAAGCCAAGAACCUAUUCCUGCUGUACCUUACUAGAUAAACAUGUUUAAGGCCUGUGCACUACUGUUGCAGCUCUCUGUCCCAGGAUAAGGUAGAUGAGACUGUAUCUUUUAUUGGACCAACUUCUGUUGGUGAGAGGAAACCUUUACACAGAACUCUCCAUUAGUUUAAUAAUAUGCCAUGUUCAUUGGGUAUCCAUUCUAAAGCUCAGAUUUGUAAAGCUAUCGAGGCAGGAGUCUAAAUUCCAUGGUCAUCUGAUGGAAUUCAGACUGACUGCUUUAAUAGCUUUUGAAAGUUAAGAUUUAGGCUCCUAAAUCAGUUAGGCAUAGCAAUGCUUAAAUAGCUUUAAAACUCUGGGCCUUAAAAGUGAUGUAGUACUACAUCACAUGCCUUAGAGAAGUCUACAUGUAUACUCAGCAAGAGGAAGUUGAGCUGGCCAGCCAGUACCAACAAUUUUGGACAAAAUUAAGGGCUAGAAGUGGGUCCUUCACUAAUGGUAUCUUGUAGAGGGAAGUAUUAAAUGCUAUUUUAAUUACAUUAAGAUCUAAUUCAUUUUGCCUUUCCCCAGCUAAAUAUAGCAUUAACCAAGAAUACUGUAAGUUUUUAGUAUUGCUUUUACUAACAGGACAGCUAACUUUUUAAACACUCCUGUCCACAGGUAAUUUGCUGAAACAAACACAAACAGCAACAACUAGGACAUUGGUUAAGAAAUAAAUGUAGUAUAAGGGAAAAAACCCAUGUAUGCUCUAUUCCAAAAAGAGUAGUGUCCAGGUUGACUUAAGAUGCUUUGCAUUAGUGAGAUCACUACAGAUGACUCUUGCAAGGCAAUUUCUUCUAUAUCUGUUCAAACUACACAUAAAACAGCAGUGCUGGAAUGUAAAUAAGAUCAAAACUUUAAGAGGCUUAUGGCAGUGAUUCUCAACCAGGGGUACCUCAACUCAAAUAGAUAUUUGCCUAGAUUUAAAAGUACUAGCAAAAAAGUCAGUACAAUGAGUUGUUUAUACACCUCUACCUCAAUAUAACGCUGUCCUCAGGAGCAAAAAAAUCUUACCGCGUUAUACUGAACUUGCUUUGAUCCACUGGAGUGCACAGCCCUGCUUUACUGUGUUAUAUCAGGGUAGAAGUGUAUUACUCUAUAUAUUUACACUGAGAUGUAAAUUGAGGGAUAGCCAGAGACACUGAAAUUUAAGUACAGUAUUUUAUAAUUGUAUGGUAAAUGAGAAUGUAAACAAUUUUUCAGUAAUAACUCAUUUUUUUCUGAGGUGUAAUUUGGGGGUAUACAAGACAGACUGCUGAAUGGUUGAGUCACUGGCUGAUGGUGAAGGAACAUUUGCAGCACAAAGUUCUAAUAGCAGUAGCUGUCAUUUUCCUACAGUAGGAAAAGUCUUGCAAGCUCACUUCAGGUGGGGGCAGAUCUAUCUUGACUCCUGGAAUAAAUCUAACUUUUUCAGAAGUGACUGUUCAUACUUUUUUCCCCCAUCCAUUAGUGCAGCACUCAAUUUACCAUGCACAAAUAAAUUGUCAGUUAUUAAAAGUGAAAAAAAUAAAGUCCAAAUAGUACACAAAUGACAAAGUCAGACUUUUACUUAUAGCAUUUAAAACCCAAACUAAGUUCUUAAGGCCUGCUUUCAUUUGAUUUUUCUUGUCUAGCCAUCUUCACAAAAUUAAUUUUUUCUAUACCAAGUUUAAGUUAACUAUUCUUUUAACCCAGUAAUAGAUUUAAAAGUCAGUUCACCAAAAGCUUAAUACAACUGUUUCAUUGUUCAAGUCCCCUAAUUUGGAUGGAAGAAUAUACUUCAGAUAACUGACAUUAGUAUGCUUUAUUUACUAGGCAGGAUCUGUCCCCCAUAGCUAUACUACUGUAGAUUAAGUUAAUCAAAACAGGAUUUGAAGUUUUGCUGCAUGUAAGACAAUCAAUAAAAUUACACCUACAGCAGACACCAUUAAACUCUCCUUAAAACAUAAAUAAGCAAGUGCAACCAGCCACUUAUUUCACCCUUGUGAAUAUUCUUCACACUUAAGACAGGUCAGGUUUUAUUUUCAGAAUCUGAAUGGGAAUAACAGCAGUGGGAGACUAUGCUGUAACUACCACAUUGUAAAAAAUCAAUACAAUGAUGUUAUAAAAAUAAGCUAGUGGGAUUUUGUAUAAAAUAAGCAAUGUUGCAUUAUUUUGUUCAGAUUGCACAGUACAAACAAGCCAAUAUCUAAAUUAAUACUGUUACAGGUAUUUAAUAUUACAUAUAUUGGGAGACAGCAGCUAGGAAAAUAAGCACCUCAAAGCAGCUAUGAGACUUCUGCAGCCAGCUUUUCAGAACAGUGUCCGAAAGUUAAAAUAAAAUCUUAUAUUUAAUUACAGGUAUACACAUUAUAAAAUGUUGAAAAAAAGUAAGUAUGCACUGCUUACAUAUUAAAUUUUAGUAACAGUACAUAAGUGAUUCUAUUUAUAUAAAAAAAUCCAUUCUUGUGAAAGGAAUUUACACAUGAAAUAAAUAAACGUUCAGUAAUCUUAAAAUUAAUUGUAGGUCAGAGUGGCCAAGUGUAAAAACCAAGCCACUUUUAAAAUGUUACUCUAAUGAUAGGGCAGAGUAAAAGUAUGCCACAUCCAGAAGGAAGUGCAACUCUGCUUUAAUUUUACCAAUUAGUUAUAACCAUGCAAAAUACACAGGUACCUUCAAAUAUGGUACAACUCCAAGAGCAUGAACAGCACACCCUUGAGAAUAUUUAUACAAGAAUAUUCACAAAAACAUACACUUUACAAUUCUUUAAUACAAAAUAUUUAGUGAUAUCAAAUAGCAUAAUCUAUUAAACACUUAGAUCCCAGUUGACUCAGGCCAUAACUUUCUAACUAGCUUCGUCUUACAAUUCAUAUUUUUAA
Chrysemys picta bellii (western painted turtle) is the source of this 5604-nucleotide messenger RNA. The record is from RefSeq and is a predicted model, not a curated record. Lineage: Eukaryota; Metazoa; Chordata; Testudines; Emydidae.